AUGACAGCAACGGCAGAUCCGGCAAGUCACGGCGAAAUCGCAUUUCCGCAUCGCCCCUCCCGCCCCGUGGCCGGCUUUGUCGCCCUCGGAGACUCCUACUCGGCCGGCAUAGGGACCGGCCUCAACGGCACCGAAGACGAAUGCCGCCGUGGGCUCCAUGCCCACCCCAGGCUCAUCCAGGCUGAUCUCAACACCACUACCCGUGGCCAUGAUGCGGCGCCGCCAGCUCUCCAGUUCCUGUCUUGCACAGGGUCCACCAUCGAAGACAUGUUGUCUGGCGCCCCCAACAGCCAGAUAGAUGCCUUCAAUACGUCUCUGCCCGCCGACUUCGCCCUGCUAUCCAUCGGCGGCAACGACCUUGGCUUCUUUGACAUCAUGAACAGCUGCAUCUUCCGCUUCUACAGCUUCUACUCCGGCACUUGCGACGAGGCACUGCGUCGCUCCGAAGAAGCCCUUACCGGCCCCGAGUUCGAGCACGGCCUGCGGCUUGCCAUCAUGGAGAUUCUCGAUCGCGUAAAGUGGGAAAAGAACCCGUGGUUCAGCAUUUUCGUAACCGGGUACGCUCGUUUCUUCAACGCAGAUACCAACGAGUGCGACGAGUCGUCGUUUGGUGUGUGGUGGCGCGGGCCAAAGUUGAAGCGCGACCUCCGUCAGAGGAUGAACCGCAUGGUACUGCGUGUCAACGACAAGAUACGACGUUCCGUCGACGCCAUCAACGCUGGCUUCACGAAGCCGCGCGUCACAUUUGUCGACUACGAUGACGCGUUUGAGGGGCAUCGGUUCUGUGAGCGCAACACUACCGAGCCAGACUACGGCAGAAACGAAACGUGGUUCUUCCUCGUCGGAGGUCAAGACAACUCGGCGACAAAUCAGUCCGCCGCGCUGAACGCCGCCUCUGCGCACGCCGUGCUGCUCAGCCCGUCGUCGCCACUCAUCGACCCUGAGCUCUGCUUGGGGCCCGCCGAGAAAUCUGGAGACUGGGGCGAGCUCGCGCUUUGCAUGAUGGCGAUGGCAGCGAAGGAGGACCCGACGUUGAAAACUCGACAUGGUGAUAUGGUGGCCGAGAAUUCCAUGUGGUACGUGCCUACGUACUACGGCAAGACUUUCCAUCCGCGAACAUUGGGCCACAUGGCCAUCAGAGACCGAAUCUACAGGCUGUGGGAGGAGAGACAGCAGAAUGAGACCCAGGGCAAGAAUUGA
Messenger RNA from Purpureocillium lilacinum, 1200 nucleotides. RefSeq lists its product as uncharacterized. The record is from RefSeq and is a predicted model, not a curated record. Gene Ontology annotation, molecular function: hydrolase activity, acting on ester bonds. Gene Ontology annotation, biological process: lipid metabolic process. NCBI's taxonomy places the organism in Eukaryota, Fungi, Ascomycota, Sordariomycetes, Hypocreales, Ophiocordycipitaceae.